AUGAACGAUUUCGAUGGUCUUCUAACCACCGAUUUCGGGUUCAAACCCCAAGGAAAAUCGGCGCCAAUGGCAGCAGCUAAAGCCUCUUCCAACAACUCUUCCUCUCUCAACUUCGAUUUAGGUUCCCGAUCCGCUCGAGCUUCCAAUUCCUUCGCCGGCGGCGAAUCCGUCAACGUCGCUUCCAUCGACGAUCUCUUCAGCGGUGGUGGCGGCGGCGGCAGCAAGCAGGAGGCGUCUUUCGACUUCGACUCCGUGUUUCGUGGCUCCGCCGAUAUGCGCUCCAAGUCCGUUAACCUGCCGGCGCACGAUGAACCGGUCUUUGACAAACCGAUGUAUGACGACGACGACAUUUUUGACGGUGUUCCUGGGCUCAAGAGCUCCUCCAAGUUCUCCUACGGCGACGUUUUCGCUCCUGCCGCGUUCGAUGAUCUUCUCGGCGGGUUAGGUAAAUCGAAGUCGUCGGAGAAGGGAGAGAGAGGUGUCACGGAUUUUGAUGACUUGAUCGCUGGAUUCGGAAGCAGUAAGGCUUCCACUGAUAGGACCGUUCCUAAUAUUGAUUUAUCAUCAGAACCUACUAUCAAUUCUUCUAAAACAGCCUCCAGUGAGACAGAUGACCCUUUCAAAGUGUUUGAAUCAACUUCAGUCCCAAUGGAUUCAUCCUCAAAAUACUUUACAGACCCAUUGGAAGAAAUUAGUAAAUUUAGUAGUUCUAGAAGCACAAAAAAUGAUAGCUUGUCAAAUUCAAAUGGUGAAGUAUAUGAUGAUAUUGAUCCCUUCGGUGGACUUGGAAAUUCUGUACCUGCAUUCUCAGCAGAGAGAGAUAGCAUGAACCACAGCAGCUCCUCAAAUAAAACCAGAGAUAAAGAAUCAAAUGGUGAAUCAUCUGUGAGAAAUCAUGAGAGACAAACACAAACUAAGAUUCCUGUUGAUCAUGAUAAAAAAUUUUAUCAGGCUGCAUUUGAGAUGCCUACAUAUUCAUCUGACCCUUACAAAUCAGUUGGCCGAAGGUCUACUUCCCCUUCACAUGAUAAUGAUGGUUUCCAGCAAGCUAAUACCCAGGCAGAUAUGUCUCCGAAAUAUGAAGAAACGUUUGAAUCAAAUGAUGAUGUAUGGCUGACAGUAUCAGAGAUUCCUCUUUUCACUCAGCCAACUGCUGCUCCACCACCUUCAAGACCUCCUCCUCCUCGACCAGUACAUAUACCCAAGGCAGUAGCAGGUUCAUCUGCUUCUGGCAAUGUCAGAAAGAAGGAUACUGAUUUUUCUUCUUUCCCAAGUUCCACUCAAUUUUCUCAAGGUCCUAAAUCGUCUCCUGCUGCAGCCAAAUUAUCUUCUGCAUCUCAGUUUGAUGAACUUGAAGAUUUUGCCAUGGGCAGGAGUCGUGGUAAUGACAAUGAACAUGGAAAUGGUUUUACUGAUGAAGAAUUAGAGAUGAACUCAGCUGCUGCUGCUGCUAUGAAAGAGGCUAUGGAUAAAGCUGAAGCUAGAUUUAGGCAUGCAAAGGAAGUUAGGGAGAGAGAAAAUACAAAAGCUGUUAAAAGCAAGGAGCCUGUGCAAUUGGAAAAGGAUGGAGAAAAGCAGGAAAGGUUAGAUCAUGAACAACAGCAAAAGGAGAGAGAGGAAAAAGAGCAAAGAAGACGUGAGAAGGAAAGGGAAGAUAAAGAAAGAGAGCAACAGAGACUUGAGAGGGAAAGAGAAAUGGCUAGACAGGCUGUAGAAAGAGCUACUAGAGAAGCACGUGAAAGAGCAGCUGUGGAAGCUCGCCAAAGAGCUGAGAGGGCUGCUGUUGAGAAAGCUAAUGCAGAAGCUAGAAAGCGUGCUGAAAGGGCCGCAGUUCAGAGGGCUCAAGCUGAAGCUCGUGAAAGGGCUGCUGCUGAGGCAAAGGAAAGGGCUGAAAAGGCUGCUGCUGAGGCAAAGGAGUGGGAAGUGCGGGAAAGGGCUGCAGCUGCAAGAGCUGAAUCUGAAGCAAGAGGAAAACAAGAACGUGCUGCUGUUGAAAGGGCUGCUGCAGAGGCUCGAGAAAGAGCUGCAGCACAGGCACGAGAAAGAGCUGCAGCUGCUGCAAAGAUGAACCAACAACAAAAUGACAAUGAUCUUGAAUCAUUCUUCAGCACAGGUGCCCGAGCUAACAGUGCUCCAAGACCUCCUAGGCCUAGUGCUUCAGACCCUGUAUUCGAUGCCCAAUUUUCGUCAGAUGUGUCUUGGAAAUCUUCAGGUGUAACUUCAAGCAUGAAGAAAGCAUCGUCAUCUACUAAUAUUGUUGAUGAUCUUUCCUCAAUUUUUGGAGCUGCUCCAUCAUCAUCUGGAGUGUUUCAGGAAGUUGAAGGGGAAAGUGAAGAAAGACGAAAAGCCAGGUUGGAACGCCAGCAGAGGGCUCAGGAGCGUGCGGCUAAAGCAUUGGCUGAGAAGAAUCAACGGGACCUACAAACUCAACGAGACCAAGCUGAGAAACAUAGGGUUGCUGAAACAUUGGAUUUUGAAAUUAAGCGCUGGGCUGCAGGAAAAGAGGGGAACUUGCGUGCCUUGCUUUCCACCUUACAAUAUGUUCUGUGGCCUGAAUGUGGUUGGCAACCAGUUUCUUUGACUGAUUUGAUUACAGCCGCAGCUGUCAGAAAGGUUUAUAGGAAAGCAACAUUGUGCAUUCAUCCUGAUAAAGUACAACAGAAGGGUGCCACUAUUCAGCAGAAAUGUAUUGCUGAGAAGGUUUUUGAUCUACUCAAGGAGGCAUGGAAUAAGUUCAAUUCAGAGGAGCUUUUCUAA
Sphenostylis stenocarpa is the source of this 2757-nucleotide messenger RNA. NCBI's taxonomy places the organism in Eukaryota, Viridiplantae, Streptophyta, Magnoliopsida, Fabales, Fabaceae. The record is from the annotation of a GenBank genome assembly.